AUAAUUGUAUUUUAUAUUUAAUAUAAUAUUUUUAUUUUUAAUUUUGUGUAUUAUAAAAUGAAUAAUUUAUUCAUCUUGUACUAAAAUUUGUUCUAGAACAUUCUGAAACUAGAAUGCUAAAAAUUACUAAUUCCAUAGACAAAUUAUAAUGAUUAAGAGGGAGCUGGAUGAGGAGAUAAAGGUCCAGUUAGAUAACACAAACAUAAACGAACAGCGUUCAAACUACGUCACAGCGUUAAUUCACUACGAUAAUUAUAAAUUUGAUAAUAACUUAAACGAAUCUUUCCUCUCACAAAAUUACUUCAACUUCUACCACUCCGUUUUUCACAACAUCUUCAGACUUCCCAAGUCACAUAAUUAUCCAGCAGAUGAUUCAAACGAUGCUCAGAAUAUCUCCACAGUUACUGAUGGUACUGUGGAAUACGUAACUGAGGAGGACUUAAGUGAGAAUACUAAAAAUUGUGAUGUUUGUUAUACCAAAUUGAAUAAUUCUAUUCAAUCUGUCUCCACAUGUAAAUACUGUAACAUCAAAUCUCACACCCACUGCCUUCUCAAUUUCACCAAUAUCAUCACCCAUCUCACUCCUCUCACUACUACACACAGUACACUGCCACAUAGUAAUACAUUAGGAGAUACUACACUACCACACACUAAUACUGUAGGAGAUAAUACAUUGGGAGAUAAUACUGUAGGAGAUAAUGGUGUGGUACAGAGUGACAGUGUGCUGGAGGAUGCUGCGGAUCACCCAGUGGACUAUGAAUACAUAUGUAAAAUAUGUUAUAAUAGAAAGAAUAAGAAGAAGAGCACUGUUAAAAGGGUGAGGUGUGUGAUUUGUAAUAAUUACAACGGGAUAAUAAAUUCCGGAGAAGUGUUUUAUCAUCCGUUUUGUGCUCUUUACUGUUAUGAGCAGGUGAAUAAGUUUUUUACCACCAGUUUAAUGUUCAACAGUUCCACAGAACUUAACACCUCGAGUGUAAACGAGUUUAACAAGUUUCUGCUGUCAAAUAAUGAAAAUAAUGAGAAAUUGGGUCUGGAGUGUGUGGUGUGCGAAGAGUCGGACGGGAUCCUGACACGCUGUAGUAACGAAAACUGCACACAAUUCCUACAUCCAAGAUGCAUUCUCAAUACCAAACUCAAGAAAAAAAGGCAUACCAUAGUUUAUAAAUAUAUUACCCUCAGUGAUAGUACCCAGGGUACAUUGGGUACUGGGGGUAAAUCCAGUUCUAUAGUACUGUUUAAGGGAAUAUUCUGUAGUAAUCAUAAUAGUAAAGAUAACAUUAAUAGUGUGAUUGACAAAUUUAUUCAUACGCGGCCGUAUGAAUUUACACAUUUCGUGCCACACACUCCUGAACCCAACUCCAUACCACUCAAUCUACAACAUCAAUACACUAGUGAUCUCGUUACAGGGGAUAGAUUUCCGGAUAAAAGAAAGUUAAUUGAACCCCUGGCGAGUAACUCUGUAAAGAAAAUUAGACACACAGAGGAUACUUCUGGUGAUCCCACAGGUGACCAAGUACCUCUAAACGCGCCUACAGAACCAAAUGAUGAGCUCAAAAUUGAGACUACAAACACUAACACAAGCUUAAAUACUAACAUUACAUCAAAUAAUACUACAACAGUCACCACAGUUAAUGCUCCUAUACCAAAUAUUGUACCAAAUGGUACUAUAGUAAAUAAUGUACCAAAUACUAUAGUAAAUAAUGUGGUAAAUGGUGCUAAGGGAGAAGGGGUGGGUGCAGAAGUUGUGGAUGAGCUUGAUAUGAAGGUGCAAAAGGUGUUAUGGAACAAGUUGGACAUAUUUAGUGGGAAUAAUCCUCGACUUGAGGGUGACUUGAUAAGUCAGAUGAUAAACCCUCAGAAGCGGGAAUCGUUACUCCCGCUGAACUCUGUGCUGUUUGAUAACAUUUUUAACGUUGAGGAGUUAAAUUACUGUUUCCAGCAGCAAUUGUUACACAACUGUUCGAACGUCAUUAGUUUACUAAAGUUCAUCACUGUAAACGCUAGGAACAGGGAUAAAUGUAUCCUGCCCGUAGAAGAGCAGGAAGAUAAAUUUGUCUACAUAUUAUUUGAAAAUAAUAUUAAUAAUCACGUGCUGAUAUAUCAAAUUGUACCUCCGGAGGAGGAUACCAGUGCCAAUUUAUUGCUAAACCCGAUGAAUCAGUUGACUGAUUUAUGCUACGUGGAUCGAUUUAACGAUGUCUACAACGUCCACGACGAUAUUAAAUAUAUUAUUAAUAACUCAGAGUUCAGCUCACUGAACUCUGAACUCUGUAACACCGAGCUAGGCCUAAGAUUAGUCAAGAGCAUAAGUAUAAACCAAUUUGAAAGCGAACUCCUAAAACGCUCAAUACUACAACUCACACACUAUAACGUCUCACUAUUACUCGUUAAUUCGGGCAACUGUGUUGGAGUAAACUCCGGCAGUGGUAACGGUAUGGGCACCAUGAGACUCAACGAUGUGAUUGGAUUAAACACAAUAAACUGGAAUAAAAUUAUCAACUUCAACAUUACCAACGGUGAAACGCCUCUUAAAUACAGCGAGUACAACGUCGUGAGCGGGAACAGCACUGCCGAUCAGGUUCCGAGGGUGGAUGAAAAGGUGCUUGUAAAUGAGUUUAAACUGAUAAAUACUGAGAUCCAUCAGUUGAACAACGAGUUACUAAUGUUGAAGCGUAAUUUGUCAAAUAAUAUUUUAAAUGAUAUCACACUGAAUAUGAACCAGAACUCCCUCCUCUCACUUCAAAACACAAUCAACAAAUAUAACAAAAAUGAAUACAACUAUUAUCUUCUAUACAGUCUCAAGAAGUUGUUCUCAGACAAUAAUACCACAGUUGGUAAGUUACAAGUUAGAAAGGAUGUCAAAGGUUUAAUCCCGAAAUCUAACAGUGCACAGCCACACACGGGAUUACCCACUGGUGUACAAAAUAUCUACGAGUUAGAGGACGUGGACUUGAUAAAGCGCUGUCAAAUAUGUUUUAAUGUGGAGGAAAGUAACAUUAACACCCUGUUCAAGUGUGUCAGAUGUUUAGUGUAUGUGCAUAAGUACUGUUACAACGUGUACCGCAAGAGUAACACUGAAUAUCUCUGUAACCGCUGUGAGCACGAGAAGAAACAGAACCAAAUCACGUUUAAGAAGUUUUCAAUUCUCUGCAAUUUAUGCAAACGCGGCUCGGGCGUUUUCAUCAAAAUCACCGAUUUCUGGUUCCAUAAUCUCUGCCUCAUUCUACACUACUAUACCGUACAAUCCCGUAACGGUGCAAGGUACAAGAACAAUUGUACCAACAAUUUUACCACUGUAAAUUCUACUACAAAUACUAUUGUUAAUAGUGGUGUAAAGAGUAGUGUAAAUAGUACGGAUGGACCGGAGUGUAUAGUGUGUAGAUUGAAGAUUGGGUUGAUGUUGAGUUGUGGAUGUGGUAUAAAAUUCCAUGCGUAUUGUGGUUAUUUCCAGGGAUUUAGCUUUACUCCAGGGGAUAAUUCGCUCACUGUCUGCUGUAACAAGUGUACUUGUAACCUGGACAAUUUACUUGCCAGACCGUGUAAUUACUUGAGCAGGGAUGUGAUAAGUGAUAAGAAGCGGCCUAGUAGAAUCGAUCCUUCGGCUAUUAAGCCCGUUCCAACGUUACCAGAAUGUGCAAUAUGUCAUUCUGGUACCUGUGGCACAUUUACUAAAUCCGCCAAAUGCCCGGGAUGUGAGAUCAACUGCGUUAACUGUGGCAUAAUUUUACAUAGGCACUGUUAUCCCUUUAGGCUGGGGAAUACGUUCAAGUGUGUUAAGUGUGUCUCUGGGAGCACGAAUCUGCGCUGUUUCCUGUGUCAUCACAGUGACGACAUUCUCAUCAAACACACAAAUCACACCUCGUACUAUCACAUCGUCUGCUAUACGCUUUACAAUAACAAGUUUAACACUUGUCAACGCAGGAUGGAAUUGCGGGAUAAAGUUGGUAAUUUGGUAACUAGUGAGACCAGAGGGCACUGUUGUUUAUGUUUGGAACGAGAAGGACUAACGAUUAAAUGUUUUAGGAAAGGCUGUUUGAACAGAUUUCACCCCAAUUGCGCCUUGAAGAAUAAGCUGGUGUUAGACUUCUAUACCCCUACAGAUUACAUAGCGCUGUGCCAGGAACAUAGUUUGCUACACAACGCAGUGGGCCCAAAUCUGAAACUCCUGAUAAAAAUGAGACUACAAAUACUCAUGCUCAGGGAUCUGUUCAAGGACAUGUACCACCAAAACGCCGUGCUCUGCUCAAUCAUCAGGAAAAGAAAAGAAAUACACAACUUCAAAUUUCCACUCAUUUAACACAUUCUACAGAGUUUUACAUAAUAUACAGAGUUAUACAAUGUGCAGAGUUUUACACAAUAUACAGAGUUUUGCUAGGUAAAUGUUAUACACGUGUUAGAUGUGUGGAAAAGUGGAUGUAAUU
This is a messenger RNA of Theileria parva strain Muguga, 4421 nucleotides long. Its product is annotated as PHD-zinc-finger like domain protein. The transcript has a single exon. Lineage: Eukaryota; Apicomplexa; Aconoidasida; Piroplasmida; Theileriidae. Gene Ontology annotation, biological process: regulation of transcription by RNA polymerase II. The record is from RefSeq and is a predicted model, not a curated record. The coding region runs from base 149 to 4297 and encodes 1382 amino acids.